Schistocerca americana (American grasshopper) is the source of this 537-nucleotide messenger RNA. RefSeq lists its product as uncharacterized. The transcript has 2 exons. The record is from RefSeq and is a predicted model, not a curated record. The coding region runs from base 1 to 537 and encodes 178 amino acids. NCBI's taxonomy places the organism in Eukaryota, Metazoa, Arthropoda, Insecta, Orthoptera, Acrididae.
AUGUCUUCACAUCAAAUUCUGUCUGAAAAACAUGAGUUGAUUUCUACAAAAAGAGUGACAUCGAAAGAAAAUCUCUUACUGCAAGCAACAAAGAUGUUACAAACCUCACAAAAACAAUUUCCUCCCACUCAAAUUUGUGAUAAUGUACGAAUACAAGUCCCUGAUGUCGAUCGUGGUCAUACAGGUAGCCAAAGUGUGUUAGCGGUUGUUGUUGGAAUAGAAGACUCUGACUUUUACAAACUGACAAAUAAAAACAGUACCCUCAAGCAGCUUUACACAUGUAAUCAGUUCAUAAUUUGUAAAGAAAAGUUACUUUCCGUAGAUGAGAUUUCUUUUCAAGAAAUGUCACUGAGAGAAGCAGCUGCAGCUAAUUCGAGAAGUGGGGGACAAGGCUAUACACGCUGUCAUUGCAAAAGGAAGUGUUCCACAAAUAAAUGCAGUUGUAAAAAAUGUACUGUGUAUUUUAAAUUCUUGGUCAUUCCUUUCAGAGAGAGGCGAAAAAGUUACAUCACCCUUGUGACGUUUUUUAGUGACUAA